This is a messenger RNA of Spirodela intermedia, 2541 nucleotides long. The record is from the annotation of a GenBank genome assembly. Lineage: Eukaryota; Viridiplantae; Streptophyta; Magnoliopsida; Alismatales; Araceae.
AUGGAGGGGAGCCUGCUACCCAAUCGCCCGGCGUUCCCCGGCCCCGCGGCGAGGGUGCCCAAGAAGCCGCCGCCCCCCGCAGUGAAGCUCAACCCUAUCCCGCCGCCCCUUCACUCCCCUUCUUCUUCCCAGUCGCUCCACUUGGACUCCCUCCUCCACCACCUCCUCGGUCUCUCUACGCCGCAUCCGCCUCCGCCGGCCGCCGUCGACCCUCCCCAAUCGCAGACCCACAAUCGCCAUCCCCCCUUCCCCGCUCUGCACCUCUCCUCCGCCUCCGCAGCCGAUCCCCUCAUCGUGGAAAAGGCCCGCAAUGACGGAGAAGGGGUCGACGGCGCCCAAUUGGGAUUCCUGUCCAAGAAAGGCAAGUUCUUACUCAACUCCAUUCUCAAGCGGCCAAAGUCUGAUCUCCGACCCUACUUGGACUCUGCAAGGCAGGAGAUCUUGGGGGCGGACCUGGUCGGCCUCCUCAAGGGCUUGGAAUUCUCCGGGAACUGGGAGAAAGCCCUCGUCUUGUUCCAGUGGGCGGCGGCCUCCGAACCAGCAGGAGCAGCAAGGCGUAAUAAAAUAGAUACCCAGGCGAUCGAGGUCAUUAUCCGGGUCCUUGGCAGAGAAUCCCAGCACUCGAUCGCCUGCAAGCUCUUCGACUCGGUUCCACUGGAAGAUCACUGCCUGGACAUCCGCGCCUACACCACUCUCCUCCACGCGUUCGCCCGCACCGGGAGGUACGAUAGAGCCAUCGCCCUGUUCGAGCAGAUCCAGGAGAAGGGCCUCUCCCCGACCCUGAUCACCUACAACGUCGUUUUGGACGUGUACAAGCGGAUGGGCAGGUCCUGGGACAAGAUUCAGGCUCUCCUGGAGCAGAUGAGGAGCAGAGGGCUGGAAUUUGACGACUUCACCUGCAGCACCGUCCUCUCCGCCUGCGGCAGAGAGGGCCUGCUAGACGAGGCCCUGGAGUUCUUCCAGCAGCUCAAGUGCCGGGGGUAUGUCCCCGGCACCGUCGCCUACAAUUCCCUGCUCCACGUUUUUGGGAAGGCGGGGAACCAUUUCGAAGUCCUGAGAAUCCUCGAGGAGAUGGAGCAGAGCGGCUGCCCCCCCGACUCCGUCACCUUCAACGAGCUCGUGGCGGCGUACGCGAGAGCGGGGCUCUGCAAGGAAAGCUCGGCGGUGCUAGAGGCCAUGGCCCGCAGAGGCGUCAGCCCCAACGUGGUCACCUACACCACCGUGAUGAACGCCUACGGCAAGGCGGGGAGGGAGGACGAAGCUCUGGGCCUGUUCAACCAGAUGAAGAGCUCCGGUUGCGUGCCGAACGUGAGCACCUACAACACCAUCCUCGGCAUCCUGGGGAAGAAGAAGAACUCGAGGUCGGAGGAGAUGCUGCAGAUCCUCGCGGAGAUGAAGUCCAGCGGGUGCGUCCCCAACAGGGUCACCUGGAACACGACGCUGGCCAUGUGCGGGAAGAAGGGUAUGCAGGAAUACGUCGACAGAGUUUUCAUGGAGAUGAAGAACUGCGGGCACUCCCCCGACAGGGACACCUUCAACACCCUGAUCAGCGCCUACGGGCGGUGCGGCUUCAGCGGGAGGGCCAUGAAAAUCUACGAGGAGAUGAUCAGGCAGGGUUUCAGCCCCUGCGUCACCACCUACAACGCCCUCCUGAAUGCGCUCGCUAGGCAGGGCGACUGGGUGGCGGCGGAGGCCAUUCUCGCCGAGAUGAAGAACCAGGGCUUCAAGCCCAACGACCUCUCCUACUCCCUUCUUCUCCAGUGCCACGCCAGGGGAGGGAACCCCCAGGGGAUACAGGCCAUCGAGGGGCAGGUCUACGGCGGCGCCGGCGCCGGCGCCGGCGGGAUCUUCCCCAGCUGGGUCAUCCUCAGGAGCCUGGUGAUCGCCAACUUCAAGUGCCGGGUCCUCAGCGGCAUGGAGAGGGCCUUAGAGGAGAUCAGGAGAAAAGGGUACAACCCCGACCUGGUCAUCUACAACUCUAUGCUCUCCAUCUACGCGAGGAACAUGAUGUACGACAACGCCCACGAGGUGUUCUACGAAAUCCACCAGAGGGGGCUGAAGCCCGACCUCAUCACCUACAACACCAUGAUGGACGUCUACGCCAGGAUCGGAGACUGCGCGAGGGCGGAGGACCUCUUGAAGGAGGUGCAGAGUUCAGGCGGGCAACCGGAUCUCAUCUCCUACAACACCGUGAUCAAGGCCUUCUGCAGGCAGGGGCUCGUGAAGGAGGCCCUGCGGGUUGUCUCGGACAUGGGGGCGGCGAAUAUCCAGCCCUGCAUCGUCACCUACAACACCUUGAUCGGUGGGUACGUCAAUAAUGGGAUGUUUGAGGAGGCAGAAGAGACUCUCGGCCAAAUGCUGCAGAGGGGCUGCAAGCCCACCGAGCUCACGUACAAGCUCGUUCUUGACGGGUACUGUAAAUCGAGUAGGUACGAGGAGGGGGCGAGGUUUCUGUCCAGAACCAGGGAGAUCGAUCCAUCUUUCGACGGCGAUUCCCUGCAGAAGCUGACCACUCGGCUACUGGACAACGCCAGCUCGUAG